AUGGAACGUCUCAAGCCCACCCCUGGUGAAAUGACCACUGUCGACAAAAUCGAGGUCGAGAAUGCAUCCAGCGGAGUGAUCACUAGCCGCACCAACGUGGUGCUCAGCGAUAAGGAUCAGAAAAAGGCCCGUCGUCUUAGAUGGAAGAUCGAUCUCUGGAUCUUGCCCAUUAUGACCAUCAUUUACCUGCUCGCUGCAAUGGACCGCUCCGAUAUUGGAAACGCUCAAGUCGCCGGAAUGCAGAAAGCCAUUGGCGCCACCGAUUCUCAAUGGUCGAAAGUUGUGUCGCUCUUCUAUGUCGGCUUCGUUCUGGGUCACGUUCCUGGUGUCUUCGCUCUGCGAAAGCUGGGACCUCCUGUUGUGCUUGGCGCGGCAGUGGCAGCCUGGGGAGUUAUGGUCACACUUCUUAUGGAGGUUGAGACGUGGUCACAAGCUGUGGGAGUUCGGAUUUGCAUCGGCUUUGCAGAAGGCAUCAGUCAUGCUGGUCCUCUAUAUUUGUCUCUAUGGUAUACACGGAAAGAGUUAGGUACUCGCGGCGGCAUCUUCUACUCAGCAUCCAGCUUGGCAGGAGCUUUCAACGGCUUGAUUGCAUAUGGAAUCGUCAAGACAUAUUCUCACCACCCUCCAUUUGCUCCAUGGCAAUGGAUUUUCCUGAUUGAGGGCUGCGUGUCCAUCGGCUUUGGCCUAUUCGCCUUGGGCGCCCUUCCUGGAGCCCCUGAUAAGCUUAGCUGGGGCUUCACAGCCGAUGAAAAACGCCUGGCGCUCAUUCGCACGCAGAGAGCAAACAAUACACCUCACGAGCGCAUUCGCUGGAAGUCCGUCGUUGGAGCUUUCAAAAGCCCAAUGUGGGUGGUUUACACGCUGAUUUUGGCCUGCACUCAAGUCGCACUUGGUGGGUUGUCGAGCUUUCUCCCAGCAAUUCUCAAGGGACUGGGCUACUCCUCUGUACAUGCCCAGCUGAUGACAGUGCCAAUCUAUUCGGUAUCGGCUGUGUCCACUGUUGUAUGUUCCUACUUCUCCGACAAAACGCAACUUCGAGGCCCUUGGCUUGUAGGACUGUCGUCAUUUUCCCUGGUUGGCUACAUCAUGGUCCUUGCUAGCCACAACAACCACGUCAGGUAUGGUGGCCUUUUUCUGGCCGCAGCCGGUCAAUAUCCAAUCGUUGUGAUUGUAUUAACAUGGCUGGCUGUCAAUAUUCCAAACUUCACUCAUCGAGCCACGAUCUCUGCCACGACUAACAUCCUUGCACAAGCUAUCACUACCGCCGUCCUCACGACUUUUGAUGAUCCCCCAUACUACCACAAGGGCUUGAGCGUCGUUAUCGGCUUGACAUGUUGCUCUCCAGUCCUCUCCUCAUUUGGCAUGUGGUAUGUCAGGUGGUUCAACUCCAGGAAGCAGCCUGCAACGGAGCAGCAGCGUGGUAUGACUCUCGCGGAGCUUGGUGAGGACCAUCCGGAUUUCUUCCUCCAGAUGUGA
Exophiala aquamarina CBS 119918 is the source of this 1476-nucleotide messenger RNA. RefSeq lists its product as uncharacterized. Gene Ontology annotation, molecular function: transmembrane transporter activity. Gene Ontology annotation, cellular component: membrane. Lineage: Eukaryota; Fungi; Ascomycota; Eurotiomycetes; Chaetothyriales; Herpotrichiellaceae. The record is from RefSeq and is a predicted model, not a curated record. The transcript has 2 exons. Bases 1 to 1476 code for a protein of 491 amino acids. Gene Ontology annotation, biological process: transmembrane transport.